CAAAAGGCGUGCCAUAUCUAUUCACAGCCCGGCGCAAUGUAAACAAACGCGAACAAAGUGAGCCACGAAUUUGCGCCUUUUAAAUGGCAAUUAUAUUUGCGGCCUGAAGUACACAGUCAACUCCAACAUGGCGGCCAGUGGCAUGGCAAGGAUGAGGUAUUUUGAGAACAAAAUGCCGGACUGUGGCUACGAUCAGGAGGUCCAAAUUCCAGUCGACCAGAUCCGUGCUCGAAUCGUAGCGGUAAUCGAGGCUCUUCGGCAGAACGUGGUGGCGAACCAGCAGGCCUGCGAGGGUGGCGUGUAUGUUGGAAUCGCUGGAAUCGCCUAUGCGCUGCUGUACGUGGCUCAAUCAAAACAGAUCCCAGAGAAAGAGAGUGAAUAUUUAGAACUCGCUGAGCAGUAUAUAGCUCAAGCAUUGGACUAUGAAGAGAAAAAACGAUCGCCAGAAACUCGAUCAGCAUUUCUUCUCGGAUCAGCAGGAGUUUAUGCAGUGGCAUCUCUCUUGUACAGAGCGCUGGGAAAGGAAGAAAAGGUGCAAGAAUACAUCGGGAAAUAUGCAGGUCUAGCAGGGAUAUGUUGUCAGCCCGGUGAUUAUCUUGGCUGUGGAUCAGACGAAGUACUGGUAGGAAGAGCGGGGUAUUUAUGUGGAGCGGAAAUGCUCACCAAGAAACUCGGUCAACAGGUUCUGAGUGAUGAAGUGACUUUCAUGAUCUGUCGAGCCAUAGUAGAUUCUGGUCGGAACUAUUCACAAAGGCAUAAAUCACAAUCACCGCUAAUGUAUGCAUACUACCAGACAGAAUAUUUAGGUGCUGCACAUGGCCUUUCUGGAAUCGUCCAGAUGCUGCUCAACUAUCCAACCUUCGUCAAGUCCGACCCGUCUAUCGAGGCCGACGUCAGGAACACAGUGGAUUAUCUAAUCUCCUGUAGAUCACCGGAUUACAACAUCCCACCCACUGUAGCCGAGUGUGUCCAGCAACGUCCUCCCGAGCAUCAACUCGUACAUUGGUGUCAUGGUGCACCGGGUAUUAUCUAUCUGUUUGCCAAGGCUUUCCUCCUCUGGAAGGACCCCAUGCACCUCAUCGCGAGCAGAAAAUGCGCCGACCUGACCUGGCAGAAGGGGCUCCUCAGGAAAGGCCCCGGUAUCUGCCACGGCAUCACCGGCAACGGCUACGUCUUCCUACUCACCUACCGCCUGACCGGGGAUUGCAAGUUCAUCCACAGAGCCCUGCAGUUCUCUGAGUUCAUGCAGACGGAGGAGUUUGUGAAGGGGGCGAGGUGUCCGGACGCUCCGUUAAGUUUGUUCGAGGGCUGGGCUGGUGCAGUUUGCUUUCUCACUGAUCUUCUUCAGCCACACAAUGCAGAAUUUCCCUUCUUUGAUGUGUUCUAAUGAUCUCUAAUUACCAUGGAAAGUCAGUAUACGGAGGUCCUUGACCUGUUGGAGAUUGGGUGUAUAUGAAAAAUAUGCAUUAUUGCAUUAUUUGCCGGUCUCCAAUGGGUUAAUUAUCCUGAAUGACAAGUCCGCCUCAACAACUUGAUUUGAAUGAAUAAUGUCAAAUCGAACAAGCAUAGCAUGAUUUA
Molecule: messenger RNA, 1578 nt
Organism: Lytechinus variegatus (green sea urchin)
Lineage: Eukaryota; Metazoa; Echinodermata; Echinoidea; Temnopleuroida; Toxopneustidae
Product: lanC-like protein 3
Exons: 5
Coding region: 128-1387 (419 amino acids)
Biological process (GO): peptide modification; carbohydrate metabolic process
Cellular component (GO): plasma membrane
Source: RefSeq, a predicted model, not a curated record